Rotaria sp. Silwood2 is the source of this 573-nucleotide messenger RNA. The record is from the annotation of a GenBank genome assembly. Lineage: Eukaryota; Metazoa; Rotifera; Eurotatoria; Philodinida; Philodinidae.
AUGAAACGUCAUAAUAUUACUGCAUUACGUCAUGAAAUUCGUCGACAACGUCGAAAUAAUGUACUUCUUUUACUUAUUGUAUCAUUAUAUGCAAUUAGUUGGUUACCAUUUAAUAUUUCAUAUAUUUUAGUUACAUAUACUAAUCGAUUUCACACAUCAGACGAUGUUCAUUCCUUUCCGGACCAAAAAUCAAAUGAAUUAUCAAAAUAUCUUCCAUUACGUUUUCUUAUAUGUAUGAUAUCAGCAAUGACAAAUCCAUUUCUUUAUAGUUAUUUUAAUGAAACAUUUAAAGAUGGUUUACAAAAAUUCUUUUCAUUAUGUUGUCCACGAAUGAAUAGAGAAAUAAAACAAGUUUCUUUUAAUCAGACUCUAUGUUCAACAAAUAAAAUAAACUUAAACAAAAAUAAUCUUAAUAAUAGACAAUCAAAUUUAAUGCAUAAUCAAUCAUUAAAAAUAUUUAAUGGAAAUCUAAAACACAGUUCAUCAAAUUCUCGACUACGUGAUGAUUCAUCAGCAAGAUUAGUUAUUUUAAGUUCAACUAAUUUUCCUAAAUCGAUUUUAUCUUCUAUGUAA